AUGGCCGUCCUGAUUAUCAUCUCAGCCCUGUUCCAUUUGAACCAGAUCUCCCAACGCCAGAAGCAGAAGCAGCAGUCUUUCCGCUCGCGGUGGCACCUGGCGGGCUCCCUUAAUGGCGCCACUGCCCCCGGGGGGCCCAACGAGGCCGGCUUGGGCGGCCCCGACGGACCCCCUCAAGAGACCGCGCAUGGCGGGGUGCCUUUGGAUCGCUUCGGUCGGCCUUUCGAGUCGGCGCAGGUCCAAGGGGCGCGAGAGGAUGUGGGGCCAGCGACUGCGCCUUCGGUCGGGCCCCCAGCCGGCAUCUGCAACGGCGGUGGCCCCAGCAGCGGCAGUGACGACGCAGACACGCAUGGAGAAGGGUUCGAGGAGGCGCGCGGCGCGGCGCCCCCGCGGGCGCGCAGCGCCGGGAGGGGCUCGGCUGGCGGCGCUGACGCAGGGUCGGCCGCGAGCAAGGCCGCCCGCUCCGCCGCCCCGCAGCGCCGCGGCGCCAACUCGAUGCUCGACACAACCCUCAGGGACGAGCAGUCAAACGGCGCGGCGCCGGUCAACCCUGUCAAGUCCGUGUUUGACCACGCCCCGAAGCUCCGCCGACGCGCCACGUUUGCAGAAUCCAUGGGCGCAGGCGGCGACGGCGUCGCCGGCGGCGGCGACGACUCCGAAAGCGGCAGCCAACGCGGCGGCAGCGGCGGGGGUGUCGACAAGGGCGGGGCCCGGGCGCGGGCUUUGAGUGCGGCCGGGUCGGUGGGGACCGCGGGCUCCGCCAGCUCAGCGGGGUCGGAGCGCUUCUGGCUGUCCAACGUGUUCAAGCUGCUGAUCACGCACCUGCAGCUGCUGGGGCUGCUCAGGGGCAUCCGCAUGGGCUGGCCCGGCGGCAUGGAUAAGAUCAUGGGAUUCUUUGACCAGUCCCAGACCAUCUCCUCCUGGGUGUCACUCGAGUGCAGCCUGGUGGGGGUGGGGCCGCGCCCCUCCAUCACCCGCUUCAUCAUCUUGCUGCUCAUGCCGGCCGCCGCCUGCCUUGUGAGCCUGCUCGGCUGGGCCGCCAUCGCCGCCGUGGCCGCCCUGCGCCAGCGCCGCCCGGGGUCCCUGGGCGCAGCGCGUCACCGGGUGACGUGGGGUCACUACGGCCCGCGGGUCCUGAUGACGUGCAUCAUGGUGGCCUUCUACCUGUACCCCCAGGUGUCCGACGCAGUUGUGACUAUCCUGGCGGCCUGCACCCCAGUGGACAGGCCCUCAGCAGUCAGCAAAGUCUACCUCCCGCCCCCCGGCUUCCCCUCGCCCGGCGGGGACGCGCUCGCGGCCCUCAAAGCCGUCGGGACGUACUGGAAUUACGACACCAGCCAGACGUGCUUCGAGGGGCCGAUGCGGGUGCUGCUGGGCAUGGGUGUCGCGUGGGCGGUGGCCUUCUGCGCGGGGUUCCCGCUCAUCAUGAUUUUUGUGCUUUGGAGGAACAGGGAACGACUCGGGGAGGACCAGACGGACCUCACGUACGGCUUCUUCUACGACUCGUACCGCCGCGGUUACUACUACUGGGAAUCCGUACUGCUCCUGGAGAAGCUGGUGCUCACCCUCGCCCUCACCGUCACCGCGCGGUUCGGCGCCGCCGCCCAAGUCCUGGCGGGUCACUGCGUAAUCUUCAUCGCGCUGAUGCUGCAGUCAAAGUGCCGCCCCUACGGCUGCCAGAUGCUGGAUAGCCUGCAGGGCGCCAGCCUGUACGCGCUGGUGGGAAGCUGCUUCGCCCUCAUGAUGCCAGCCCUAGACUCGAUCAUGGCGGGCGAGGCGCUCGCGUCGCAGUCUCACGCGGUGGUCUACGCGUCCCUCGCGAUAGCCGGCGUCCUGAACGUGGGCGUCGUGCUGCUGUUCCUGUUCGCCCUGUAUUUGGAGGGCCGCCGCAUGUUCGUCAGCGUGCUGGACGCUGACGGCGACGGCCGAGUGGCGCUCUGGGAGGUCCGCGAGUGGGUGGCUGCCCGCCUCCCCCCGUGGCUGACGCGGCGCGCCGCGGCGACGUGCGGCGCGGCGGGGCUGGCGGGGCGGCGGGAGGCGGAGCGGGAGCGGGGCCCCGCGCCAGAGUGA
Messenger RNA from Monoraphidium neglectum, 2070 nucleotides. RefSeq lists its product as hypothetical. The transcript is spliced from 7 exons. Bases 1 to 2070 code for a protein of 689 amino acids. Lineage: Eukaryota; Viridiplantae; Chlorophyta; Chlorophyceae; Sphaeropleales; Selenastraceae. The record is from RefSeq and is a predicted model, not a curated record.